Messenger RNA from Thecamonas trahens ATCC 50062, 1161 nucleotides. RefSeq lists its product as uncharacterized. The record is from RefSeq and is a predicted model, not a curated record. The transcript is spliced from 2 exons. Lineage: Eukaryota; Apusomonadida; Apusomonadidae. The coding region runs from base 1 to 1161 and encodes 386 amino acids.
AUGCUCCGCAUUAGGGACGCUGAUUUGGUUCAGUUUGCCUCGUUUCAAUGGGAUGCUCUGGAUGCCGUCCUCGCCGCCGGAUGGCCUACCGACGAGCUGCUGAGUCCUGACAAAGCGCUUGCUCUUGCACAUCGCUCUGGCUCAACUGAUGUGAGAGCCAUGGCGCGUGAGAACGCCUGGCCAGCCGUCCGUCAGGUCCGCUCGCACCUCGCGGUCCUGAUGUACGAUCACGGCCUGUCGUACCAGCCGAUCGACGGCCCGCGACGGCUGGCCUGGCCGCUGAUGGACGGCAGCGCAGGUGCAGAUGACUCUCGCGUCGCAUUUGUGUACUUUCCCUUUGUCACGGCCUCUGUCGCCACCGACAUCGCCGCCGCCGCUGACCAAGGCUACAUGGUCGUCGCCGGUGUCGACGGUGGCUAUCUCGGCUCGCACCAGUACACCCUCGAUGGUGUCCGUGCCAUGUACUUUGACACCACCGAUGUCAACCGCAACAGCCUGGUCACCGUCGCCGAGGUGGGCGAGUUUGCCACCGCCACCGGCGCAGCGUGGUCGGCUACCCACGCCGUCGUUGCGCAGCAGAUCUUUGCCUCUUGCGGCGACUCGGGCUCGGGCGUCCCGUUCUCAGCCAUCCCCUGCCUCGAGAGCCAGGGUGGAGCGUCGUUUGGCUUUUCAUUCACUCCGAACCUUGCCGAAAUCAACCGCGAUCCUGCUGCGUCGGUUGCCGCCCGCGAUGCUGCCCUCGCUGCUGGUGCCCACGUCGUCGUCACCCGCUUCCCAACGCCGGUCGACCUGGUGACCGGCGAGUCGCGCGCCGACUUUCACGUUGCUCUGGAGGCUCCGUACGUCUGCAAUGCGCGGACUGCGCCCACCUCGUGCUCGGUGGCCAACAUCUCUGCCGCGCUCCGCGGCGAGUGCGCCGUCGCAGGCUGCGCCGAAUGUGAGGCCCUCGAUACAUGCGUCGUGUGUGCGGCGGGCCACGGCCUCCAGCCUGGCCAGUGGUGCAUGGCGGACCGUCCCAUCGCCGCCGCCCCCACCUUCGCCUCCGCCACCGCCGCCGCUGCCGCCGCCGCCGCCGCCGCCCCCACCGCCGCUGGCCAGCUCGCCGCCGCCGAGCCCGCCACCAACGACAAUGGCCGGCGGUGCGUUUGGAGGCCUCGCUAG